AAGAGAAAGAGAAAGGUUAGUUUGGUUUCUGGUGUGUUCAUUUCCACCAAUUCCUCUCUCACAAUAUAUAUUGCAGAUUUUCAUGUUAGUUUAUUUGCCCUUUGUAUUCCUAAGUCCAACAAAUUCUGUUCAUUUAUAGACUGUCAGAGAAAUUUUAUGAAAGAAUUCAUAAACACUUCGUUCGAACUCUUGCUGCCUUAUAGCUCAGAUUCAGAGUGAGACGUGGUUGUGAGUGGUGACGGUAACCAAAAUUGGACUGGGAGAAGCAAUGGACAUUGUAGAAGAGGAGGUCGAGAAGGCCAAGAAGGAGUGGGAUGAGACGUUCGCUAAGUUGGUGAACCAGAUUAAGGCCAUCGAGAACUAUGGAAAAUCUACAUCGACUGAACAAGACGAGAUUAGGACCAGCGACUCUCUUCCCAGGAUGAAUGGGGUUGCUCAAGAUUGCUUGGCUGUGCUUAAUUCCCUCCAAUUCAAGCUUGAUCUACUUGCUCCUCAGUUGCCCACGGAUGACCAGGUUCAAUCGGCUAAGACCUUGCUCGAGUCAUGGACGAAUCGAUCUCAGAGCUUGAGAUCGAGUUUGAGAAAUGCUAAUAUGAAAGCCAAGGACAAUAUAAGAAAAGCUGCUCAGGAACAGAGAGAAUUACUUCUGGGUGGUGGAGAAGAGUCUACAAUUCGCAGACGCAACCUACAAACUAAAGCUGGUAUGACGUCUGCUGCAGAAGGCAUCACAGAGAGCCUUCGCCGAACUCGUCAACUGAUGGUUCAGGAGGUUGAUAGAACUGCUAAUAUACUGACGACGACUGAUGAAUCAACUGGAGUACUACGGAAGGCUGAAAGUGAGUACAAGGGCCAGCGGUCAUUGUUAAUGAGAACCAGAAACUUACUCUCUACAAUGCAGAGGCAAGAUGUCUUGGACAGGAUGAUAAUUGCUUUGGGAUUUUUCUUGUUCUCUUGUGCUGUUCUGUAUGUUGUCUCAAAGCGUAUUGGGUUACUGAAGUUGCAAAGGACAGUCACCGCUGCUAUUAAGGCUGGUAUGGUUCGACAAGCAGUGAACGGACCAAGAGCUGUUGUAGAUGAUAUAAAUCAAGCCCGUGUCCACGAUAAUGAUGUUAAUAUAUUGGAUGUUCCGUUAGAAAGAGUUAUUCGUGAUGAGCUCUGAAAUUCAAUACGUUUCCCCUCUAAUAGUUUCAAUGUUCUAUACGCGGUGUUGCAAGUUUUCUUGAGGCUCGAGCCUUUAUACUGUGAUAACAAUAGGCACAAUCUUAUUUUUCUUGUGUCAUUCAUUUUCUUUUGGGCUCUGAGUGACCUCAGUUUUGUAUUUAAAAAUGAUAAAAGUCGGAAAAAAGAAGAAGGAAGUACUCAAUUCUACUGCUAGCA
Molecule: messenger RNA, 1377 nt
Organism: Humulus lupulus (European hop)
Lineage: Eukaryota; Viridiplantae; Streptophyta; Magnoliopsida; Rosales; Cannabaceae
Exons: 7
Coding region: 269-1159 (296 amino acids)
Biological process (GO): retrograde vesicle-mediated transport, Golgi to endoplasmic reticulum
Cellular component (GO): endoplasmic reticulum; SNARE complex
Molecular function (GO): SNAP receptor activity
Source: RefSeq, a predicted model, not a curated record